AUGUGGGAUCAGGUCCUUCGCGGCGAACGCCUGCGGCCAGGUGACUUCACCGCCCUGAUGGCCAACUUCGGCGAGAUCGCCACCGUGGGCGCUGCAGCGCGAGCGGACUGCGACUUCGGCAAGAACGCCCUCCAGAUCCUCACGCGGACGGAGACCAUCUCUCCUCCGUGGAAGGAGUUCGUGCCUGCCGGGGCUUCGCCAGCCGUGGACAAGGCCUUGAAGGUCAAGGGGCACAAGGACCAGCAGCGCAACCGCGACUACGACAUCGUCCAGUGCGCGGCGGACGUCACCAACUCCGCCUCCUACAUCGUGCGAGCGAUCCUUCAGAUCCGCGCCGCGGGAA
Messenger RNA from Symbiodinium necroappetens, 343 nucleotides. Lineage: Eukaryota; Dinophyceae; Suessiales; Symbiodiniaceae. The record is from the annotation of a GenBank genome assembly.